AUAAGCGGUAAUCUAAAUGCAACUGAUAAGAAUAGUAUGAAUUGUUUGUUCUAUAUAGACGUUACGAAAUAGAAAUUUAUAAGGCGUAUAAAAACCAAAAGUGUUUGUGAUUUAAUCAAUGAUAUGGAGAAAAUACUAAAUUUCGACGAACUUAUCAGCGAUCAUAUUGGUAGUAAUAGAACAAUAAAAGGCGUUAAAGCGUCCAAUUUACUAAGCGUUGGCGAAAAUUAUAUGAGUGAUAUACUUAGAAUUCAUCUUACACUGAGAAACAAUACAACUGAAGAGGAAGAAAAUAAAUAUUUAAUUGCUAAAUUAACUAUCGAAAAUCCUUUGAUAGCCGAUGGAAGUACAGCAAAGUUAACCAAAAAUGAAUAUUUAUUCUAUAAACAAAUACUCCCAGCUAUACAAGAUUUUGAAAAAAAGCACUCGUUACCGGUGUCGAAUUUUUUUCCGAAAUUCAUCGCUGGUAGAUUGAAUUUGAAUGGAACUGAUCUACCUGAUCAAAACGGACUUUUAAUUCUAGAAGAUUUGACCUCAGAAGGAUUCAAAUCUGGAGAUCGACAUGUUGGAUUUGAUUUAAACGCCACUAAACUAAUACUGAACGAUUUAGCGAAAUUUCAUGCGAUACCACUAGCGAUGAGACUACUGAACCCCCAACAAUACGAAACCCAAAUUAAAAAACAUUGCACUGGUUUAAUUUCGAAUACAUGUGCCGGACCACUUCAAACUUCACUUCUCAUGGAAAAAAUAAUAACGAUGUACAAAAAUUAUGAAUACAUUCAACCGAAAUAUAAAAUAUUCGCUGCAAAGCUUCAAAAAAUGCUCGAAGAGAAUCCGAAACGCAUAUGGGGAGCGAAAGUCACCGACGAUUUCGAAACGCUGGUUCACUGCGAUCUAUGGACUAACAACAUACUAUUAAAACACAAUGAUGGAACUGCUAUAAAAAGUGUCUUUCUCGAUUUCCAAAUGGUGGAAACAAAUUCUUGUAUUUGCGAUUUAAUCUUCUUCCUUGUUACCAGUGUUGAGUUGACGUGCUUAAAAAACAAUUUCGACACGUUGAUUCGUUUUUAUUAUGAUGAAUUGAGCUUGAAUUUAGAUAAACUGCAGUGUUUGAAACGGGAACAUAAUUACGAAAAAUUUCAAGAAGCGUUGAGAAAAGGGUCGUAUUCGCCGAUAUUCCAAUGCGUGUUUAUGUUAUUAACGGUAAUAACUGCUCAAAAAGGUCAACACUUCGAUCAAUUUAAUAUAAGGAAUAUUCCAGUGGAAGACGUUCCGGAAAUUGCGAAAAAUAGGUUAUGUUUCUUGUUACAAGAAGCGUUUCAACGAGGUUGGUUAGACGCAUAACAUAAAUAAAAAACAAAGUAGAAAAAUGUAUAUUGGUUAAGUAUGAAUAAAUGUAUUUAAAUAUCCAUUGUUAUUAUUUAUACAGUGUGGCUCUUUUAUAUUGGAAAAUAACUAAAAUAAGACGUUAUAUAAAGCCUAUACUCAUACUAAUUUCAUGUGCAUGCCCUUAAUAAAACG
Messenger RNA from Diorhabda sublineata, 1521 nucleotides. RefSeq lists its product as uncharacterized. The record is from RefSeq and is a predicted model, not a curated record. The coding region runs from base 124 to 1344 and encodes 406 amino acids. The transcript has 2 exons. NCBI's taxonomy places the organism in Eukaryota, Metazoa, Arthropoda, Insecta, Coleoptera, Chrysomelidae.